CCUCCACCCCCGCUCCUCCUCCCCACAUGGACUCAUCCCGGACCCAGGCACUAUAAAAAGUCUGCUCUCGCUGAAGUUUUUCAGUCUCAUCACGAACUCCACCAGACCACCAUCAUGAAAUUUGUUGCUCUCGCUCUCGCGCUUUUGCUGGCCAUCGGCUCUCAUGCUGCUACCCUGCAGGCUGAUGCACCCAACCAGCUGGCCCACGUCCGGGCCGCUAUGGAUGUGUACCUGACUCAGGUGAAGGACAGUGCCAAGAAAGCCCUGGACCAGCUCGAUGACACCGAGUACAAGGAGCUCAAGACCCGCCUGUCUGAGCGCAUCGAUGACAUGCACACCAAGCUCAGGACUCUGCAGGGCGCCGUCUCCCCCGUCACCGACAACGUCGUCUCCACCAUCGCCGACGCCACCGCCGACUUCCGCUCCUCAAUCAUUACCGACAUCAACAACCUGAAAGCCCAGCUGGAGCCCAAGCGCAUCGCCCUGAAGGAGGUCAUCGACAAGCACAUCGAGCAGUACCGCGUCACCCUCGAGCCCAUCAUCAGCGAUUAUUCCGCCAAGCACGCCGCCGACAUGGAGGCCCUGAGGAUCAGGAUGGAGCCCAUCGUGGAGGAUCUGCGUAUCAAGGUGGCCAACAACGUGGAGGAGACCAAGGCCGCCCUGAUACCCAUUGUGGAGGCCGUGCGCAGCAAGCUCUCCGAGCGUCUGGAGCAGCUGAAGAUGAUGGUUAGCCCCUACGUCGAGGAAUACAAGGACCAGAUGAAGGCGGCCUACGACCAGGUCCAGGGCGUCAGCGCCGAUGACCUCACCGCCCUCAAGGAUAAGGUUCAGCCUUUGGCCGAGGACAUCAAGAUAAAGCUCAACUCCAUCUUCGAGCUCGUCGCCGCUACUAUUAACAAGCACUAA
Messenger RNA from Cyclopterus lumpus (lumpfish), 906 nucleotides. RefSeq names its product apolipoprotein A-Ib (gene apoa1b). The coding region runs from base 115 to 906 and encodes 263 amino acids. The record is from RefSeq and is a predicted model, not a curated record. Gene Ontology annotation, biological process: lipid transport; lipoprotein metabolic process. The transcript has 4 exons. Gene Ontology annotation, molecular function: lipid binding. NCBI's taxonomy places the organism in Eukaryota, Metazoa, Chordata, Actinopteri, Perciformes, Cyclopteridae. Gene Ontology annotation, cellular component: extracellular region.